AUGCAAUCAACAAUAACAAGCACUACUUCAUUAACACCUUAGCAGAUAUUAAACUAAAUUAUAAAGCCUGAAUAUAUAAAAUAUUACAGUGAUUGGAUUCAUACUGCAAAUGAAAAAGAGGCAAGAGGAUUACAACUUUUAGGUGCUAUUUAUAAGCAUAAAGGAAGUAAAAAAUUUAGAGCAAAACCUCCAAGUGUUCAACUAUAACAGCUUCAUGCCCAAUAAGAAUUCGACUUCCAAAAGGCAGAAGAAAUGUAUAGAAAAAGUCAAAUAACAAGUAGCUAUGGUCAAGAAUUUGGUUAUUUGUAAAAGGAUUUAAAACCAACCUAAAAUGUCUUUAAAUAUAAAAAAUGUUCUGAUUUACCAUUUGCAAAGCCUUUGAGUGAUUUAGCAAAAUUAUUUAUUGACAAUUGGAUUGAAUUAAAUGAUGAAUUAGAAUUUUAAGAGCUUGUUCUAGCCUGUUUACGUUCUCUCCAUUCGAGAUGCAUAGCUCAAGAAGUUCCUAAAACUGAAAUGAAAACUAAGUAUGAAUGGAAGGAAGAUUGGAAUUUAUCUAAGCCUAUCAGAAUCGAUAAGGCUGGUAGUGAUCUUAAAGCCUAUAAAACAAAUUACAAUGCAAUAUUCAAAUAAAGACUAAAAUAAGAACACAUAAACGAAUAACUUAAAUAAUUAGAUAACUCAGAUUUUGCAAAGUAGCUUAAAAUAUUCAAGCCUUUUAAGAUUAAUUGA
Tetrahymena thermophila SB210 is the source of this 729-nucleotide messenger RNA. RefSeq lists its product as hypothetical. Lineage: Eukaryota; Ciliophora; Oligohymenophorea; Hymenostomatida; Tetrahymenidae. The transcript is spliced from 5 exons. The record is from RefSeq and is a predicted model, not a curated record.